Messenger RNA from Pocillopora verrucosa, 1186 nucleotides. Its product is annotated as DNA polymerase epsilon subunit 4. Gene Ontology annotation, cellular component: nucleus; epsilon DNA polymerase complex. NCBI's taxonomy places the organism in Eukaryota, Metazoa, Cnidaria, Anthozoa, Scleractinia, Pocilloporidae. Gene Ontology annotation, molecular function: protein heterodimerization activity. The record is from RefSeq and is a predicted model, not a curated record. Gene Ontology annotation, biological process: DNA-templated DNA replication.
UUCAAGAUGGCGGAGACGGUGGAGUCUCUGACGGAAAUUACCGAAGUUGGCUCGCAAAUUGAAGAAAAUCCAGCGAUCCAGGAUGAAGAUCAGCGUACGAGACUGACACAGUUUCCUCAAACUAGAAUUCGCAAUAUGAUGAAAAUCGAUCCAGACCUUCAUUUGGCCAACAGAGAGUCGGUAUUUCUUCUAACCAGAGCCGCCGAGCUGUUUGUUGAUCAUGUUGCCAAAGAAGCGUACAAAAGAACAAUUAUGGGCAAGAGAAAAACAAUACAGAAAAAAGACCUUGAUACUGUUGUUGAUGAAAAUGAGGAAAUGGCAUUUCUAGAGGGUACCUUGGACUGAUCUUUGUGACUCAUCUUGCUAAGCGGCCAUCACUGAUCACUGAAUAUGAAGAAAGUAAUUAAAUUUUCAACAUCCAAAACAGAUGAAUGAUCAUGCAGCAGUUUUUGUGAUGGCAUUGUCGAUCAGAGAAUGUAGAAAUGAAGGGAGAUGCAUCACCCUCUAGUCUGGCUCAGGGCUCUAAAAAGUAUCUUAACCCUUCAACUCCCAAGAUCUGAUUGUUAAUUCUCUCCUCUAGCUGCUACACAUUUCCCUGUGAAUUGGUUACAAGAAUUUGGUGUUCAAUCAAGAUAAUAUCUUGUACCUGAGUAAUCUCACUACCUGUUUGCUGGAUAAUGUAUGGAUACUGUUGGGAGAAGUUACAUUUUAAUCACUACUGGGAGUUAAAGGGCUGAGAUUAUUGUCUUAUGAAUUUUAAUCAAAGUUUAUUCUUCAUGAAUAAACUUUGGUAACUUAGCUGCUGUGUGUUUGUGCUAACUGGCAAUACUCUAGCAGGCAGAGUUUAGUCUAGUCUGGGACCUUUGGACAGUUGAUGCCUCACAUGAAACAGUCUUUAAGAAGAAAUUAUGUGUCUUGUAUAGUGACUUUUAUAGUGUAACAGUUACACAAGAUGCACAGUCUUUUGUAAAAUUAGUAGAGGACCAGCAACUUUAAGUUCUGGUGACCCAAUAUGCACUUGUGAGAAUUUGCUUUUCAUUGAUUAAAUGCAAUUGAUGCAUACUUGGUAAGACUGCUUAGUAAUCAGCUGCAUCAUAGCAUCCUAUCUACUGAGUUUUGUCAUAAAAUUUUGUAAAUAAUGUAAUUUUAGUGUUUGUUAUGGUACGAAAUACAUCAAAGAACUAAA